Anopheles moucheti is the source of this 1227-nucleotide messenger RNA. Its product is annotated as endochitinase-like. Gene Ontology annotation, cellular component: extracellular region. The annotation marks the transcript as partial. Gene Ontology annotation, biological process: carbohydrate metabolic process; chitin catabolic process. The transcript has 2 exons. Lineage: Eukaryota; Metazoa; Arthropoda; Insecta; Diptera; Culicidae. Gene Ontology annotation, molecular function: chitinase activity; chitin binding. The record is from RefSeq and is a predicted model, not a curated record.
ACACUCUCGACAGGCCUUAUCGUAAUGGUGGCUGCACUACUGGCCGUUCCGUCUGACUGCAUAACAAGGCCUCAACGUUUGAUCUGCUACUUCACCAACUGGAGCCAUGCGCGGCCGAACGAAUAUUCCUACCAAAUAGAGGACAUUCCGGGCAAAUUGUGUACGCACGUGGCGUACACCUUUGUCGGCUUGGAUGAACCAACAUCGGCAGUGGUGUCGCUCAAACCGGACUACGAUGAAGCUCAAAAUGGGUUCGAACGCUUUCGUGACCUGAAGACACAUUUCCCCCAUCUCAAGCUGAUCGUUUCCGUGGGCGGCUGGACACACGGGGGAGCCUCCUUCAGUAAGAUGUCUGCCGCACGGCAAUCCCGACUGCGGUUUGUCGCUAGCGCUGUGGCGUUUAUGGAGCGACACGAGUUGGAUGGGUUUGAAAUUGUGUGGCUCUGGCCCGGUGCCCCAGAACGUGGAGGAAAGCCAGAAGAUAAAGACAAUUUCUACCAUCUCGUUAACGAGUUGAGGCACGGAUUUCAACGCGUCGGCAAAGGUUGGGAAGUGGCCAUCCAGGUACCGGUGGAUUGGGCACGUAUAACCGUUGGAUAUCAACAGGAAUGGUUGUGUGGAGCUGCCGACUUUGUGCACCUGGCGGGUUAUGACUUGCGUGGCUAUUGGACGGGACGUGUAGACAGUCAUAGCGUUCUGAGGCGAAGAUCGCACGAUCACGACUACUUCUACACCUUCAACAUACAGCGCGGUGUCGCAUCCUGGCAGAGUAAAGGCUGCCGACCCGAGCAGAUGGUGUUGGGUCUCCCGAUGUAUGCCCGCACUUACACACUUAAAAACUCCACCAACACUGAACCGGGCUCGCAAGCAAGCGGUCCAGGCGAAAUAGGCCCAAUAACGAAGGAUCCGGGACUUUUGGGCUAUUUUGAGUUGUGUGAGAUGCUGCAGAAGAACAACUGGACGGCCGGGUGGGACAAAAUGGGAGAAGCGCCCUAUGUCUAUCGCGGUGAUCAAUGGGUUAGUUACGAGAGCAGGACAUCGCUGUCAGAGAAAUCUAGCUGGAUACAAUCGAUGGGACUGGGUGGCGUCUAUGCGUACACGCUCGAUCUGGAUGACUAUCGCGGUAACUGCGGCGAGGCUUAUCCUCUUCUGCGCAGUAUUCAUCGCGCUUUGGGAAUCGACACAAACGCAACAGAUGAGAUUGAUUUUGCCAUAUUUAGAGAGUAG